Messenger RNA from Acyrthosiphon pisum (pea aphid), 2802 nucleotides. RefSeq lists its product as uncharacterized. Gene Ontology annotation, biological process: DNA integration. The record is from RefSeq and is a predicted model, not a curated record. Gene Ontology annotation, molecular function: nucleic acid binding. The transcript has a single exon. The coding region runs from base 1 to 2802 and encodes 933 amino acids. NCBI's taxonomy places the organism in Eukaryota, Metazoa, Arthropoda, Insecta, Hemiptera, Aphididae.
AUGUUCCGGCAGAUUAUGAUUGCAGAGGAGGAUAGACAUUUACAGCAAAUACUUUGGCGUGAUCAUCCUCAUGAAGCACUUCGGACAUACGCUUUAGCCACAGUAACGUAUGGCACAACAUCGGCAUCUUUCAUGGCCACUCAAUGUCUUGUGGUGCUUGGAGAAGAAGCAAAGAAAAGUAGCGCCAAGAUUUCGGAAGUCAUCUUGCGUGACUUUUACAUGGACGAUCUGAUGACUGGUUGUGACACUGAGGAGGAAUGUAUGCAAUUACAUGAGGGCAUAGCCAGAAUCCUGAACUCAGCAAAAUUACCACUACGUAAAUGGUGCUCCAAUUCGCCAUCAAUUGUCGCGAGGAUAGGCAAAAAUCCAGAUGAUGCUCUUUUUAUUCUAGAUCUAGGAGACGGCGAUAUUAUAAAAUCCUUAGGGCUUGGUUGGCAGCCUUUUGUUGAUCAAUUCAGGUUCAGUAUCGCGAUUCUUGCAGACAGAGCAAAUCUUACCAAAAGAAAGCUAUUAUCGGACUUGAACAAAGUAUUUGAUCCAUUAGGAUUCUUGGGUCCCGUACUAAUUACAGGAAAAAUAUUCCUUCAACAGUUGUGGCAAUUAAAAAUAAACUGGGAUGAAGAACUAGAAGUGGAUAUUCAAGAAAAGUGGAAGGCUUACUAUGCUGGAUUAGAAUCACUAAAACGUCUUACCAUCCCUCGAAAAUGCAAACCUCAGCCGAGUGACAAAGUCGAAGUGCACGGAUUUUGUGAUGCAUCGAUGGAGGCAUAUGGAGCAUGUAUGUACAUACGAAGUCUAGAUAACUCUAGUAAAUGGCACUCUCGUUUUUUAUGCUCGAAAUCAAGAGUGGCUCCAUUGAAGGGAGCUACUAUCCCACGACUUGAGUUAAGUGGUGCGCUUCUUUUAGCGCAACUAGCGACAAAGGUAGCAGAUUCAUGGGGCAUAGACAAGGCAACCAUUUACUUGUGGACUGAUUCGACGAUAGUGUUAGGUUGGCUUAAUAGUCACUCCUCAAGAUUAAAAACAUUUGUAGCGAAUCGAGUGAAUCAAAUAUUAGAACUAACAGAAGUAAAUCAAUGGCGACAUGUACGUACUCAUGACAACCCUGCCGAUAUCAUAUCUCGAGGCAUAAGUCCGGCAGAAUUGAUCAGAGCAGACAUCUGGUGGAGCGGACCCAAAUGGUUGGAGGAAGAUAAUGCAAGUUGGCAAAUUCAACCCAUGUUAAUGAACGACGUAGAAGAGCUACCUGAAAUUCGCAAGAUGAAGCUGGCGUUAAUAACAACCAAUCCAGUGACUCAUAUGAUCAACCAAUAUUCGGAAUGGAACCGCAUGCUUCGAGGAAUCGCCUGGUUAAGAAGGUAUACAAGGUACAUCAAAGGAGAUAAAGGUUGCAGAGAGCCCCGGCAGCUCCAGAUAUCAGACCUGAGAGAGGCUAAGUUAACGCUAUUAAGAAUAGUUCAACAAGAAGUGUUUCGUAAAGAGUUCAUAGCACUGGAAAGGGGACAGGAAGUUCCAAAAAAUAGUAAGUUGCGGUGCUUGAAUCCAUUUAUAAAAAAUGGGUUGAUAUUAGUGGGCGGAAGAUUGCAAAACUCAAACAUCACUGAAAACCGCAAACAUCCCAUCGUUCUUCCUUCAUUUCAUAAGGUCACAAUUAUGAUUUUUGAAUCCUACCAUCGCGAGCUUCUUCACAUUGGCCCUCAAACAUUGUUAUCUGAAGUGAGACGUCAAUAUUGGCCUUUACUGGGUAGAGCAAAUGCACAAACAGUAGUACGACGUUGUAUCAAGUGCAUAAGAGCUUGUCCGCGAUUUGAUCAACCACUAAUGGCAGUUCUUCCGAAGGAUCGUCUUCAAUAUGCGAGGCCGUUCACGACCACGGGUGUUGACUUUGCUGGGCCUUUUUACGUACGUAGUGGUUUAAGACGAGUUCCCGCAAAAAAGGCGUGGAUUUCCAUAUUCGUUUGUUUUUCUACAAAGGCUAUGCAUUUGGAACUGGCUGAAGAUCUCUUUGCUGCUUCAUUUCUAGCUGUUCUGCGCUGUUUCAUGGCCCGACGAGGAAAAUGUGCCAAAAUCUACAGUGACAAUGGCACAAAUUUUGUGGGAACUCAGAAGGAACUCGUAUCAAUGAUGAGAAAAGCUAGUGAUCAAAUUGCAAAGGAAGGUAUCGAAUGGCACUUUAAUCCUCCCUCAGCGCCACAUUUUGGAGGUCUGUGGGAGAGUGCGGUAAAGAGCACUAAACAUCACUUAAAACGAGUAAUGGGAGAGCACAAGCUUACAAGCACAGAGCUGCGAACUCUCCUUUGUCAAAUAGAAGCUUGCUUAAACUCAAGACCGAUUACGCCGCUUAGCAGUGACCCGUCCGAGAUUGAAGCCUUAACACCGUCUCACUUUCUAAUUGGAGGUCCAAUGAUGAUUCCAGAUGAACCAGACAUCUCUGGGGAACCGUCAAGUGGCCUUAAGCGUUGGAAGUUGGUUCAGAACCUCAUGCAAACCUUUUGGAAUAGAUGGUCAAAGGAGUACCUUCCACAAGUACAACCUCGCGGAAAGUGGACCAGUAAAGGAACGCAAUUAAAAAAGGGAGAUGUGGUGAUUAUCAAGGACGACUGCCUACCUCCCACCAAAUGGAAGUUAGGCUUAGUGACCGAAACUCAUCCUGGAGUGGAUGGAUUGGUACGAGUAGUGACGCUAAGGACAGCAACUGGAGCUCAAAUGCGUCGGCCAACCGUUAAGUUGUGCCGCUUACCAGUACAUGAGGAGAAUAAGUUAGUUGAAGACCAGCAGGCUUCAACGGGGGGAGAAUGUUAA